Paramuricea clavata is the source of this 8411-nucleotide messenger RNA. The record is from the annotation of a GenBank genome assembly. NCBI's taxonomy places the organism in Eukaryota, Metazoa, Cnidaria, Anthozoa, Malacalcyonacea, Plexauridae.
CAUAAAAGGGCGAAGCCACUGUUCUUCAAACAUCUGUUCAAAGCAUCACUCAUCGAAAGAACAAUAAAAAUCAUUCGCCGAAAAAACAGAACAGAAGAUUUUUCUUGCAUUUCGCUGAAACGUAAGUUUCAUUCUUUUCAUUUUACUUUAAAACUUAUUUGAAAUUAUGAGAAACAUCAGUUCUUAGCUAAAUCAGGUUAAGGUGUCAGUGUAUAAUUUUGUUUUGUGUCGAAUGCUGCGCAGAGGGAACCUGUAACAUGUAGUAGAAUGAUUACAAAUGAGUAACAACAGGCAAUCAAGUCAGUUCCCAAAAUGUUGUAUUGUUGAGCGUCAAUUCAAAAAUGAAAUGAUUUUGUUUUAUCAUCACCUUGGAUGGUUUGUUUUAUUAUCACCUUACGUAAGCACCAUCUUUAUGAAAUGAAAAAUUAAAGCUGCAUGCUUUGAGAAACAUCAGCUAUGGUAAUCGCUUUUGAAAAAUUAAAAAGCCAGCAUGACGACUAGUAUAGAACAUAUCCAGAGUCAAUAUAUUGCAUUGCCUUGCCUUGCGCAGCGCCUUGCCUUGCGUAGCGCCUUGCCUUGCGUAGCGAGGUUCAACUCCAGAGCAAUGAGAUAAUAAAAUAUUUUGUACAAGUUUCGCUAAAAGUGUAUUUACCUGCAUAAGCUUUGAAUGCUUGUUUUCGUAAGGUAGGUUUACCGCGAUAAAAAUUAUAAUAUAGUAAUUUAUCAAACGUAAACUCCUGUUUGGAAUUCAUGAUGAGUGCGCUGUUGCUAAAUCUUUUACGAACAAGCAACAAUUUAAAACAAACAAGACGAUUACUCAAGCGUUUAAUCCGCAUUCUAUAGGAACGAAAUAUCGUGCCGGUUGGAGAGAACGGCUCUACAAAAAAAGGACCUAAGAAUGGUCAUCGCCUUAUCAGUAAUUCUUUAUUUAGAAGCUGCGAAAAAGUUAAGGAAACGGAGAACAUGGGUGUGGUGUUAGGUUAUCCCAAAGAACCCUGUGUGUUCAUACUGUGUUACGCCAAAAAUACUGAUCUUAAAAUUUGCACUGGCGGGAAAAUUUUUACUGACUACCGAAACGAUAAAACAGAUUCAGCGUUUCGAACGAAGGCCCUUCGUCAACACUAAAAAAGACUGGAGAUAUUUAAAGGUAGCGCAUUUUUAACCUUGUGCACUGGACAAUUAUCCUGUUUUGCUGAAACAUUUAACUGAACAGUAAAUUUCACAAUUUAUAUUGCUAAAAUCGUUUACACUACUUUACAAAAAGCACAACUGUCAGCAGUGGCGACACCAGGCACGAAUGUUUGGGGCAAUUAAGAGACAAACCAAUUCUCUUUUGAGGUGGCAUAGUGACAAGGUGCAUUGUAUUAAACUAUCAAUAUCAAAGUUUUAAGCAACGUUAAAACGUCUAAUAAUCUAUUGAAGAGUACUUAAAGGUUCAAAUUCGAACAGCCAAUCAACAUCAUGCAAAUGCCAAUUGGCUAAUCAUUUUCAAAUCCAUCAUCAAAUUAAUGCUGUUUGACCACAGUGGUUUGACCAAUAUUGAGGACUAAAGUAAGUCUAAAUUUGAGGUUUCUCUGACAGUAAAUUAUAUUGUUUAGUAAUCUAUAAUGCAGCAUACUGAAACAAAAAGCUCGAAUACUGCAAAAUAUCUGAGAGGGGCAAAUAGUAGGGGCAAAAUUCCUCCUCCUCUUGCAGCUGCCACUCACUGCAAUAACAUGUAUAAGACUACUGUUAAAUCUAAGAAAAAGUUUAUAAAUUCACAAUAUGGACAAGGUACAAAGAUUCACAAUAUGGACAAGGUAUUAAGAUUUUGACAUAUUUAGAAUCAUUAUUUACGCUUUAUUAUAACAAGAUGCAUAAUCUGUUUUUCUUCAAAAUUUGUCAUCUACCAUGAAAUAGCGACGAUACACUUAUUUAAAUUGUUAGAUACAAGUUCGCCAACUUCGCCAUAUUUAUAAUUCACAAUGUUUUGACAAAGCGCCGGAAGUAACAUGUGCGGGUCAAAAAAACUAAAAAGGUUUCGACGUAACAUUAGCACAAAUGUACACAGAUGUACCUUUCUAUCAAGGAGCCUGUUUGCGUUACUGAUCUGCAAACUAAAACUGGAUAGUGCAUCUGUUAAUCAAGUUAGGUCAAUUUAUUUUAGCCACAAAUAUACUAUAAAACAAACACACAUAUAUAAACAUAAAUAAACAUAAAUAACAAACAAAAAUACAAAUUAAACUGGCAAGGAAGCCCGAAUAAAAACUGAAAAGCUUAUAAACUUUGAGCUACCUUUUACAAUCUAAUAAAACCAUGCAUAAAUGAAGCCAUAUUUGUGUGACCAUCUACUGUGGUUUUACCAAUGGGUUUUGCUGACAUAGUAGAAAAAAUUUGUACAGCACAAUUUCUGGUUAUUGUUGGGACAAGAUAAACAUUGGCUGAUGUGAAAAUCAUCACUGAGUUAGCCUAUCUUUUCCCUUAAAUUUGCGUGUGAAAUACUGUGAAUAACUAAUGAGAUCACACCAAGAUGGCUGCCACAAAUCUCAUUAUCUAGUGCUUUAAACCUUCGAAGACUUAUUAGAACGAAUGUUGGAUGCUAUAUCUUUCAACUGACAUAGACAAAGGCAUUUGCUUGUUAAUGUUAAUGCAGCUAAUUUAAUAAACACUUAGGAUUUGAUUUUCAGAGUUUUUACAGACUUUAAAUCUCAUAGAUAUUCUGGCUUCAAAAUUGAUUGAUCGAAAACAAAAGCAUGCUUUAUCCAGUCCUUGUUGUCAGAUCAGUGGUUGACGACAACAGACACUGGUAUUCUAAAACUCCACGCUUUGCAUGCGGAGUAAUAUAACUAAUAUAUAAACAUUUAAAAUAAACUUGCCUUGUGUUUUCUGCCGUAAUGUCUUCAAAUCCUUUGCUUCGAAGUAAAAACUGUUUUGCGUUUAUCGUUCUAACAAUUUUUGUGAUUUAUGUUUUCAACUUUCACUUUUGACAAUCGCCAUAUAUUUUGAGGGAUUAAUGAGAGAUGAUCAUUGCUGGACUUUUCCAUCUACUUGCUGCCCUUUCCGUUGUGUAAAUAGCCGUGCGGAUUUAGUAAUCCUCGCCUAGUUUUUCAUUCGAAAUUAUCCUUGUGUUUUCUCCUGAGUUUGCUAAUAAAAGUACAAACAAGUGUUACUAAAUUGCGAAUCCGUUACAUGUCACUAGGGGAGCACAUCUUGAAACCUAAGAACGAAUUCGCUUUAUUACCAAAAUUUAUGAGAUCAUACACUGCAAUUUCACUUAAUUUGAAGAGCCUACCCCUUGCCCCCUUUAUUCAAUGUUGGUCCCACAAAAAAAUCUGGUCGCCAGAAGCCAACAUUGAGUGGGGUGGAGAGACGGAUGGGAAUACGUUUAUCAAGAAAUAGUAAAUCUUGAUUGUCCCAAUGGUAUUGUCAAACAUUGUAUAAAACCAAGGCCACGCAAGGUUAGAAUUGCAUUUAGCUGCAUCUUAUAGUAACGGGAACUUUUUUUAGUUAAUAAAUGACAUUGAUAUCUCAUGCACUAAGUAACUAAAAUUGAGUUCUUCCUUCCAUUAUAUUCGUUCGUCCAUUCAUUCAUUAUUUCCCUUCCUUUUUAUCUUUCUUCCCAUUUUCUAAUGAUUUCUUUCUUUCUUUACUCUCUUUCCCUCUUUCCAUUCUUCACCCUUUUUCCUUUCUCUUUCCUUCUCCUACCCACUUCCCUCCCACCCACGCUUUUUCACCCUUUCUCUUCUCUCCCUUUCUCACCUCUCUCCCACUUUUUCCCUCUUUUUCUGCUUUUCGUCCCUCUCUUUUCAUCCCUUCCACUCCUUUUCUCCUCUCUUUCCCUUCCUCACGCUUCUUCCAUCUUUCCCUCUUGCUUUCCCUCCUUCUCUAUUCAUCCCUUUCUGUCAUUCUGUCUCUUUCUUCCCCUUCUUUCCUGUUCUUUCUCCCUCCCUCCCUCCCUCUUCGCUACUAUUGCUUACUCCCUUCUCUUUUUAUCCCUUUUACUCCUUUCUGUCCCAUUCUCCCCUUCUUUCCUCUCUCCCCUCUUUUACUUUUUCUUUCUUCCUCUCCUUAAGCUUGCCUCUCUCGUUUUAUCCUUUUCUCCCGUUUCAAUUUCCUGCCUUCCCUCCCUUCUUUUCUCCUUCCUUCCUCGGUUUGAAACGAACUAGUUGAAAAUAACCUGUAAUUGUCUUUUACUUCUUUAGAUGAACACUUAUUCACUGUACGUGGCGUUGCUUCUCGCAGUUCUGAGCAGGUUAGAUCUUGCAGUAGCUGUCGACCAAGUAGGUCUUUGGUCCAGGUGUUACAGUGCUCCUGCCUCAGACGCAUUUCUAGCUCCAGAUGGAAAUAUACCAGCUUAUGCUAGCGGAAGAUAUGGAAAGGCCGUGAAAGGCAAUAAGUGUCUUGCUUACACUGCCAACGGUGGUGAAAAUACGUGGAAUGACGGUUCAUUCGUAUAUCUACGGUUUGUUAACACCUUUUUUUCUCUUUAAAGUCGAACUAAACAAAUUGUGUGUUUUGUUAACGUUUCUAAGAAAUGGUUUAAUAUUCAUUCAGAUUUCUCCCUAACUGUUAAACGGAAUGCAUUUAAAAAUUCCACAGUGCACAAUAAAGUUAAAUUUUUAGAUGUAAAGUUAUCUAUUACCUUAGCACAAAAAGUAUUUAUUAUUGGAUUUGAAGUGAGUGAGCUUUUUUUAAACUAGGAAAUAUAAUAAUUCCGAAAGUGCUAAUGAUUACAAAUGGGUCAACUACGGGAAGUAUCUCUCGGGAGAAGAGCACUGUGAACCCGUUAAAUAUGGAAGAAGUGACACGCAGGUCUGUUAUUUGCAUGGGAUGCAUCUCAGGGAAAGGAAUGGAAAUUGGAUAUAUAAAGAUACUCUUGGGUUCUGCUGGAACAAUAGGGAGGCUUGGACAACGUAUCAAGGUAACCAGUUUGAAGAACAUCCCAGCUGGGCCUACGGAAAUGCUGAAGUGUUGUGCCUUGCCAGAACGACACGAAUGGAAGUGACUAUCCAACACGUGGAUCCUAUCACCUCUGGUAGCUUAGUGCACAAACCAGACUUGUACCUUCACGGUAAUUUUCUUGUAAUUACUCUUACGAUUUACUGAGCAAUGCAAGACCAUGUGUCAUGAUGUGUGUACGGAUCGAUGAUUCGUUGGUGUAUAACUACUUGAUCGCAGGCGCUAAUUCUUCUGCAAACCCAAAUAAAUCAAUUUUAAAUGUCUUAUGUUUGUGUGUCGAAUUCAGGAAUUUUUCAGCUUGUACGAUGUGGACUAACUCAGAAUAAUAUCAGCAAAUAAAUAAAAACCUUAUUUCGAGACUACAAACACAAGGCAUCUUGAUGAUUAGAUCUGCAUACACAUAGAGGUGGGGACACUUGAAUGGAAUGGCUAGUUUUGUCAAGAGUGGAGUAAAUUAACAUCUAAACCCAUGUCCCUUGUUUCAAUGUUGCUCUCAAUGCGAUUGAUAGUUGACAGCAUCACAAUAAAACACGAAAUCACUUCUGAUAAAAUGUUAUUUUUAGCCUCACUCACUCUCACAAGAUUGUAAGAGAAGGGUAGGUGUAUGUUACCUGUCUCAUCCUUACCGGUCCACAUAUUUUGUCACUGAUUGUUAAAGCCCGUUCUCCACUUCAUCAUUUUGCUCGGCGCUGUUGAAGUAUUUCGCCAGUGACAGGAUUUUCAUUACGAAAAAUUACGGGAAAAUUACGUCAUUGGCGAAAUAUUUUGCCGGCGCCAAGCGAAAUGAAGGCGUCAUUCCACGACGAGCGAAAUGCAAAAAAUUUCGCAGGAAACACAUUUGUGCGAAAUUUUUUUGCAUUUCGUUCGUCGUGGAAUUACGCCCUGGUGAAGUGGUGUACGGGCUUCAAAAUGUGCCUGAAGGGCAUUUGCAUGGUGCCACGAAAUUCAAAUGUAUUGUAAUGUUAAAUAUCUUUACAGACGGAACUAUAAAUCGAGGCUCGACAACAACUACAUUACUUUUUAAAAAGACUUAUGUAGAGGAGAUCAGCUCGGACUACUCCACCGAACAUGGAUGGAAAGUUGGUGUAUCCACCACCAUUCAUUCAGGUGUUCUAGCUAGCGCUGUUGCAGAUUUUGAAACAACAAUUUCCGUAGAAGGUCAUGGAAAUUAUGCUUUCGGGAAAGGUGUCAAACAUAGUUCGGAGAUUACUUACCAACGUACAUUUGAGGUGACUAUAUUGUUUCUAUUAUUGUGCAUUAAAUCAAACAAUGUAUGCAGGGUGCCCCCCCCCAAAAGGCUUCCUUUUUAAAUUCAAAUUAGCGUGUUAAGCCUGUUCUGCACUUCACCCUUUUCGCUUGGCACCAGCGAAAUAUUUCCCCAAUGACGUGAUAUCUAUCGUCAAUUUUUUAAUUUGCCAGCGAGGAAUCUUUUCUUGCCGCUUUGGCAGUUAAUUUUCAACUUAAUGAGCUUUUUAAGCUAAUAGAGCCUUAGAGGCACAAGUAUGUGUUAAACAGGUUAUCACAUUCGAGACUGGGUAACAUCAGUUUUGUCGCUUUCAUAACGAUAUCGUAUUUCUCGCUCGUUUUUUGAGGCCGUUUUCCACUAGGCGGAAUUUAUUUUUUCUUUUCCUUUACUUUAUUUUUCCUUGUAUUAUGAUCGUUAUAGUUUCGCCUGAAAGCUCACCAGACAAGAAAAAUGUCGCUCCUCUCGGAAAAUUCCGUCUCGUGGCAAACGGCAUUUGCGCUCGCUGGGGACUGAUAUGAUAUUAGCUUGCGAAUACAGCCGGUAUUUAUCGUUCAUUGGGAAAACGGAGGCUAAUAAUCAUCGUCCCUCGAGAAAUGAAACUUAUAUCACCUCGCGUUAAUUACCGGGUGUAUGGACAUAAUUUUCUCAUGGUCAUAAAGAGCACGUCUUAGCGGCUAGACUUGGAGCAAGUCCGUUUCUGAAAAGUCCGAGGGAGGGAAUCCGAUUGUAAUAAAUAUGGAAUAGAAAUGAAUAUAUAAAAGAAUCUACGCGCGAGGUGCUGAAGGAAGUUUCAUUUAGGUUGGCCAUCGAAUUCCCAAUUCCCUCGGAAUUUCAUCGGACUUUGAAUUCCCUCCCUCAGACUUUUCAGAGACGGACUUGAUCCAAGUGCAGGUCCUAGCUAUUGACUGACAAGUUAUUUUGUGUCAUUUUGAGCAGAACGGAGCAAGUAUGAAUCUAAUAAAAAUUCACGGUCGAAAUGGCAUAUUUUUGUCGUUGGAAAGUGAUGCUAAAGUUAACGUAUUCAGUGAAAAUUUACUCCCUCUGGGACUUGAAGCUUAGAUGACGACCUUCACUUCAAUAACUGAACCUGAACUAUGCAUAAAUCAUAAUUAUAAAUAAUGCCUGGUAAAAUCUUGUAAACCCAGCUGCAAGCUCUUUGUUACCAUGACACAUUCGUGAUUAAUUGCGUUUUCUUUUGUUAAUUGUUGUGCACUGCUUUAAUUAGGUAUAGAGGUGAAAGUAUGUGAUUUUGACCGACAAUUUUUAUCGUUCCCAUAUUUGUUCCGUUUUGCCCAGAAUGACAAAAAAAAACAUGUCAUUCAACAGCAAAGACCCUGAUCUCUAUGAUCUUUACGAGCAUGUAAGCAGGUAGUCCAAACACGGGUAAAAUGGGUAAGAGUGCCAAUUUUAUUUGUGCCGCGCUACAAUUUGAGCGUAGUGUAAACGGGCCUUUUAUUUAACAUAUUUGCGCACGUUUGUCACCGUAAGCUAUGCUCCGGGUUGUGUCCGAUUUUAUGCUUUAAUUAGUUUCAUUCUUAGUUUACAGGGCAAUACUAUAGAUAUGCACUGUUUCGUUAUUUUGAAUAAUUUUCUUAAAGAUGUACUAAUAAUGCACUUGAAGUCUCAAAGUUUCAAUGAAAAGUGCAUUCAAAAUAAUACAAUGGCAUAUUAUGAGUAAUUGUGAAUUUGAAUGGGUUUUUUGAUACACCCUUUUUUGAUACUUUUUUGAUGCGCUCUUUAGCUGCAUGUGAUUGCCAACCUUAAGCAACAAAAUUGAAAAUCUUCAAUUAACAAUAUCAAAAAGCUAUGUUCAUACACCCAAGUAGUUAACGCACAAUGACAUGCCAAAUUUGGAUUACCUUCUUUUUCAUACAUUUCCCACAUGCAUAAUGUGACCAACGUCAAUCUAUUUCCUGUUUUUCGCUCCUUUAGGUACCUAAAUAUACCAAUUACCAAGUGUCGCUCACAAUUUCCAAGCAAGAACUGGAUGUUCGUUAUAGAGCUUUGGAGAAGUACUACGACGAAGACGACAACCUUCUUAGUCAGCAAGAGGUAUGGGGAACCUGGAAAGGAGUCACAACCAUCAGGGGUGACACCAAUAUUGUUAGCACACCAAUACCCACAAAGUAAACAUCACCCGGCUGACUGAAAUAUAGUUGUAGCUAUCAUUGAUUGACUGAAAUCUAGUUGUAGCUAUCAUUGAUAUGGAUAAUAAAGUAAAAAUGUC